Molecule: messenger RNA, 1368 nt
Organism: Arabidopsis thaliana (thale cress)
Lineage: Eukaryota; Viridiplantae; Streptophyta; Magnoliopsida; Brassicales; Brassicaceae
Product: F-box/RNI-like superfamily protein
Exons: 3
Coding region: 1-1368 (455 amino acids)
Source: RefSeq, marked reviewed
AUGUCGAAAAUGAAGGAUUUUGGUGGUGGUAGAGAUAUAAUCAGUGAUUUACCAGAUGCACUGAUAGGUCACAUUUUAUCAUUCCUUCCAACUAUAGAAGCUGUUGCCACUACUGUUCUUGCCAAAAGAUGGAAGCCUUUGCUUUCGUUUGUGCACAGUCUUGACUUUGAUGACUCUUUGUGUUUACAUCCCGCAAAGACUAACGAAGAGAAGAGAACAAAUGCUACAAGUUUUAUGCGGUUCGUGGAUGGGGUGUUGGCUUUGCAAGGGAAUGCUCGAAUAAACAAAUUCCGCCUAAAUGGUAAACAUAUUAUCAAUGAAAGAUGGGUGCUGGAUUGGAUACAAAAUGUGUUGAAACGUGAUGUAUCAGAUAUUCGUCUAUACGUCUCUUCCUGUUCGGAUGGUUUUGACUCGAGUUUUUAUCAUUUGCCUCCAGAGAUUUUUGUGAGUCAAACACUAGUUACGCUAAUAAUAAUGUUUGAAGGUGACAUCAACAUUAGUGUGGGAAGAGAAGUUUCUCUUCCGAAGCUCAAGACUCUCCAUCUGUACCAUUUCAAGAUAAAAUUGAGUACGUUUAACAAGCUUAUUUCUGGUUGUCACGCACUCGAAGAAUUGAUGAUGAUUAAUUGGAAAUGGGAUGAGUCUUCGGAACCUGAACCUUGCUUUGUGACCAUAUAUCUCCCAAACCUCAAGAUACUAGAGUAUUGUCGUUUUGAAAGAUAUGAUGAGGCUAACGAUAAAGUCUCAUUAUUAUUUCAUAAUCCAAAGGUGGUCUACCUAGAAUUUUUUGAUUCAAUUGCGGAUAGGUAUCAACAAGUGAGUUUCGGUUCACUUGUUGAAGCUAGACUCGGAAUUCGACUGACAUAUGAUCAGGUCUAUAACCAUUUGGAAACCGAAUAUUAUGUUUCAUCCAAGGAAAAGAGUAAUGUAACAAAUCUUCUCACUGGAAUAUGCAAUGUCAAGAUCCUCUACUUGUCUGAUGAAACUCUUGAGGUAUUUGGCUGCUGCCGUGAUACAAUACCAGUAUUCAGCAAUCUCAUUGAAUUAACUAUUCAGACUAAACCACAUAUAAUAUGGAAACCAUUGCCAGCUAUGCUCAACAAUUGUCCAAAUCUAAUAACUCUUAUCUUCGAAGGAAUGCAUCACAUAUAUUCAGAUAGAUGCGAGGACGAAGACGGGUGCUUAUGUAGAUAUCCUACUAAUUUUGUGGGGGGAGUGGUUGCUCGUCCUUGCCUAUCAUCAAGUCCGGUCAAGGUUCUAAAGAUUUUGAACUUUGGUGAAAUUUGCGAUGUACAUGAGGACGAUGAGGACGACGACGACGAUGAUGAUGAUGAAGAUGAGGAAUUUGUUUAUUGUUUAAGGGAGUAG